This is a messenger RNA of Budorcas taxicolor (takin), 819 nucleotides long. RefSeq names its product RNA polymerase II, I and III subunit H (gene POLR2H). The record is from RefSeq and is a predicted model, not a curated record. Lineage: Eukaryota; Metazoa; Chordata; Mammalia; Artiodactyla; Bovidae. Gene Ontology annotation, molecular function: DNA-directed RNA polymerase activity. Gene Ontology annotation, biological process: DNA-templated transcription. Gene Ontology annotation, cellular component: RNA polymerase I complex; RNA polymerase III complex; RNA polymerase II, core complex. The coding region runs from base 132 to 584 and encodes 150 amino acids. The transcript is spliced from 5 exons.
CCUUUGCUGCUGCCGUUUCAGCGCUGCGUCGUCUUAGCGCGCCUCUUUUCCUCCACGCGAGGGGGUGCGCUACCCCUAGUCGUCGUGGUCAGCGCUCCCAGUCCCUCUGCUACUCUCGUGGCCCCCUCACCAUGGCGGGCAUCCUUUUUGAGGAUAUUUUUGAUGUAAAAGACAUUGACCCGGAAGGCAAAAAGUUUGACCGAGUGUCUCGGCUGCAUUGUGAGAGUGAAUCUUUCAAGAUGGACCUCAUCCUUGAUGUAAACAUUCAGAUUUACCCUGUAGACUUGGGUGACAAGUUCCGGUUGGUCAUAGCCAGUACCUUAUAUGAAGAUGGUACUCUGGAUGAUGGUGAAUACAACCCCACAGAUGAUAGGCCUUCCAGGGCUGACCAAUUUGAGUAUGUCAUGUAUGGGAAAGUGUACAGGAUUGAGGGAGACGAAACUUCUACUGAAGCAGCAACACGCCUCUCUGCCUACGUGUCCUAUGGGGGCCUGCUCAUGAGGCUGCAGGGUGAUGCCAAUAACCUGCAUGGAUUUGAAGUGGACUCCAGAGUGUAUCUGCUCAUGAAGAAACUGGCCUUCUGAACCACCCAGGAAGCUAGCCUUGCUGCUUAGUCACUCAGGUCCUGGAUGUUAGUUCAACCCGAAUAGCAGUUGCUGUUGUUCACCUGUUCAAAAGGGGCUGACUCUCUGUCCACCCUGAGUGCAUCUUUAGCAGGUCUGGACUCAGUGGGAAACUGACUUGCCGGUGAAAGACCCAGUGGGAGAGCUUAAGAUGUUUUAUGUACAUGCUUUUUAAAUUAAACUUUACUUUUUCAGA